Spizellomyces punctatus DAOM BR117 is the source of this 2882-nucleotide messenger RNA. RefSeq lists its product as uncharacterized. The transcript has 9 exons. Bases 114 to 2711 code for a protein of 865 amino acids. NCBI's taxonomy places the organism in Eukaryota, Fungi, Chytridiomycota, Chytridiomycetes, Spizellomycetales, Spizellomycetaceae. The record is from RefSeq and is a predicted model, not a curated record.
AAGCUUUCCUUCGUCCUGUGCUUUCCUGUCUGUCCUUCUGAGCGGAUGGACCAAGCGUAACUCUCACAGCUAGUACGUUGUUGAACCAAGUGUUUGCUACCGAGUGAAUCGGUAUGUCGGUGGAAGACCUGGAGAUGGAGGUUGACGAAAUAUCCUCGGCGGACUCGGAGGUUCCUCAGACACCUCCGGACCGGCAAGAGCAUAAUUCUGCUGAAGAGCCACGUAGCCUGGUUGAUACUAAUAAAUCAUCGCAUCAGAACGGUAGAGCUCGCCCGUCAACACCUGUUACCCCAUCCGGGCGCAAGAGAAAGCGUCGAAACGCCACCAGCGAGGAAGAGGACAGUACCCCCACCAGCAAACGAGGUCGGAGAAAAAAUGAUAGUGAAAACGGUGCCGCCGAUUCACCGGGACGCAGAUCAAUACGGAAGAGUGGCGCGACUGCAGGGAGAAGGAUUCGGGACGCCUUCUCAUUGUCGGACGAGUUUGUGGAGGGUGACGAGGAGGACAUGGAGUCAAUGGAUAUGGACGAAAUGAAGGAAAACCAGAAUGAUCUUUCAGAUAACAAUUUUACUGCCAACGGACUGGAUAAAGAUGAGGAACUUAGAGAUGAGGAAUUUGAAAACAGACGAGGCACUCGCGUGAAGGCUCUAGCGGAAGCGGAAGGGACCCCAUCGCGGAGGGGGCGCCGACCGUCUGCUGUAACUUCGGCAGCGAGAGUGAAGGCAGCCAAAGGAGCCCAGGAGGAAACGUCCGAUACGCGAGAUAUACUAGGAGUUAAGAAUGUUGAAGAUGAGGAUCCAGAAUCGGAGUGUGAUGAGAAAGGAGAGCUUAAAAUCACAAAGGACGGAGAGCUACUGGGAGGCCGAGAUUUCAGAAUAAAGACAUUUACCUUACCUCGUCACCCCACAAGAAGAUAUAUGCUGACUGUGGACAUUGCAAAAACGCUGCAAUACCGGGAUACAUACAUUUUCUUUCUCAAAAACCCUCACAUCACCCGGAUCCAAGGUACUGAUGAAGACAAAAAAUUUCUAGAGGAAGCUGGCUUGCUACCAGGCCAAUUGCGACGUCGUCCGGUUUCAAUUGCGACAGCACGUAGUAUAUUUCGCGCUUUUGGGCAUAAAGCGAUCAAAAGAGGUCGGGCUAUUCGGGAUGAUUAUUGGGUUGGCGAUCAGGAGGAGCCUCCAGAAGAGCCGGAACCUGAACCAGAAGAACAACCUGUUAAACCCAAAGCAGAGCUUAAAACGCCCUCAACACGUGAGAGCACGGCACUUCGUCGUCAAGCCAGCAGACUUUCUGUUCAGGAACGUGAAGUUCUCCAUCGCUUUGCUUCUGGUUCACGGGUCGAAAUUCCCGCCUCGUUGAACGGAGAUGACCACCUCUACCGACGCGCUGCAUCUGCCGCAGACUUCAACCGACGGCUAAUUAUGCAGCGACCGCGAACGUUUUUAGACAGCCACACCAAUAUCGAGCAGAUUCCCAGCUUAACACAACCAACACAUAUAUCUGUACAGGUCAAACAAGGCACCUUACGGACGCCUCUCACAAUAGAACAGCAACUGCUUUCGAAAGAGGUCACAAGUGAUGGAUGGUGCAACUUGCCCAUACCAGAACUCGACGAAAAGUUUCCCAUUGCUGUGAUACCUGGUCAGUAUCAGGGCACUUUCUCCAUCUAUCAAAAACGGUUCGCACACGUGGAUCUAUCAGUUGGAGUGGGAAAUGACUUGCGGAUGCUUCCCGCAACCAUUGCAUCUAGCGAUGCAGCUUCCGGGGCUGAACAGACUUCCACUCCUCAGCUAUCCGGCAGGAUCAGACACCUGGAGCAUGUGUGCGGUGAGAUCACUAGAUCUGGUCUAGGAUGCAAAAGACCAGUCUACAAUGCAGGAGAGAAAUGCUUGUACCACGUCAAAGCGGCCGAACAGCCAAGUAGAAACCCCGACGCUUGCGUGCAUUGUCACAGCAUAAUGCCAAAGCAUCCAAUCAAAAAGGUCCUUCCCGUCGCGAUGCUCACAUGCGCUUCCUGCAAAACCAAACACCACCCUUCAUGCAUUGAUUUCGAUGACGCUGUUCUAAUCUGCAAGGCACAGACUUACAAGUGGCAUUGCAGCGACUGUAAGACCUGCGUUAUAUGCAACCAAGCAGGCGAUGAUGACAAGCUGUUGUUUUGCGAUACAUGUGAUAGAGGUUAUCACACCUACUGCCUCACGCCUCCAUUAGAUGGGGCACCAGAGGGCAACUGGCUGUGCGAACAGUGUGCUGUUUGCAUCUCGUGCAAAGCUCGACCGCCACCGCCAAUUAAAGGCCAGGCUUCUGCGGAAAUGAACUGGAAGCAUGCCAUCGUACCACCUGCGCGCCAUGAGUCAAGGACCUCCUAUGGCACAUACAUUUGCACAUACUGUGAGGAUUGCUAUGUUUCAUUCGAGCGGGAUAAGUUUUGUCCGUUAUGCAUGCAUGUCUAUUCAGAAGAUGAUGAUACCGAAAUGGCCUGUUGUGAUUCAUGCGACCGAUGGAUUCAUGUUGGAUGUGACCCGGAGCUCACUGAGAAGAGAUAUCAACAACUCGUGGAAGAACCUGAUGCAAAAUAUACUUGCGUCCUGUGCGAUGGUGACAAACUCGAAGCCUUGAUUAGAAAGAAGGAUGGUGGGCUGCAUAAGGUGGUGGAAUAUAAAGGGAAGACGCUGGUGGCUCCUCCGGUUGGUGAAAAAAAUGGUUGAAAGUCGGUGGGACAGAUGAAGCGACUUGGUGUGUAGAAACCGCUUUUAUUCUUUGGUUCCUCUGUUCUGUAGAUACUUCUGUCUGCUCAUUAUUAUGGGAAGUAAAGCAAUCAUGAUGAUCAUUUUGUCCAUGAGCGUGUUUCAUGCACGACAGUACGAAUGAGAUCGGAA